AUGCAGACUCACCUGUGUAGCCUGUACUGUGGGGUGGAUGCUUGGAAAAGAUGCUCUCCCUUCCCUCUCGCUCUGUGUCUCUCUCUCUCUCUCCUCCCUGCCACUCCUUGCAGCUCUGCUCAUCUUCCCCACACAAGGCACAGCCUGUGCUCAGACCUUACCACUCUACCAAUGGCUAAGCUCACCCCCCCACCCCCCGUUCCUCUCCUCUGUAUUGGCCAAAUCUCCUCAAAUAAAAUGUAUGCCCCGCCUUCUCAUUAGCACCCAGCAGCAGCUCCCACCCACGUGAUGAAUCAUUUAUGAGUCACACCAACGGGCCCGCUCUGAUUGGCUUGUCUCCAGAAACAGGCCUUACAGCUGAAGCCAAUGACGCAGAGCCACUAGAGUAGGGCCUGAAAUGGAACCCUAUCUAGUGCCCUUAUACCCCCUAUCUAGUGCCCUUAUACCUCCUAUCUAGUGUCCUUAUACCCCCUAUCUAGUGCCCUUACACCCCCUAUCUAGUGCCCUUAUACCCCCUAUCUAGUGCCCUUAUACCUCCUAUCUAGUGUCCUUAUACCCCCUAUCUAGUGCCCUUAUACCUCCUAUCUACAUUUACAUUUUACAUUUUAGUCAUUUAGCAGACGCUCUUAUCCAGAGCGACUUACAGGAGCAAUUAGGGUUAAGUGCCUUGCUUAAGGGCACAUCGACAGAUUUUUCACAUAGUCGGCUCGGGGAUUAGAACCAGCGACCUUUCGGUUACUGGCACAACGCUCUUACCCACUAAGCUACCUGCCGCCCAUAUCUAGUGUCCUUAUACCCCCUAUCUAGUGCCCUUAUACCCCCUAUCUAGUGCCCUUAUACCUCCUAUCUAGUGCCCUUAUACCUCCUAUCUAGUGCCCUUACACCCCCUAUCUAGUGCCCUUAUACCCCCUAUCUAGUGCCCUUAUACCCCCUAUCUAGUGCCCUUACACCCCCUAUCUAGUGCCCUUAUACCCCCUAUCUAGUGCCCUUAUAACCAUAUCAGACACAGGGGGAAUGGCACUUCGGAGCUUCUGCUACAGAGUUUUUUUUAAUCUUCUUCCACAAUAACAAUAAAAUCACAACGUUAUUGGAUUAGUACAAUGUGCUUUUGACCUAUAUGAGUCUCUGUUGAAUAACUGCUAUUGUUGGACAACAUGUAUAGCAAUUAAUUAACUCAUAGAUUCUGAUCGUGAUCUUUAUUUGAGCUGGUAAUUAUGAUAUAGUUUUAUCUGACCAGUUUUGUCUCUGUCUCUGUCUGUCCUCUCUCUCCCUCUCCCUCUCUUUCUCUUUCUCUUUUCUCUUUCGCUUUUCUCUUUCUCUUUCUCUCCUCUCUCUUUUUCUCUUUUCCCUCUGCCUCCCCCACUUCCCCCCCCCUCUCUCUCUCUCUUCCUCCCUCUCGUCCUCCCUCUUCCCUCUCUCUCUCCCUCUUCCUCGUCCCUCUCCUUCGCACGUCUUUUCUCUCUCUUUCUCUUUCUCUCUCCCUCUCCACCUCCCCCCCCCCCCCCCCCUCUCUCUCUCUCUCUCUCUUUCUCUCUCCCUCUCCCCCCUCCCCCCCUCUCUCCCUCUCUCCCCAUCUCCCUCUCCAGACACCAGUAAUGGUAACUUUAACCUGAAGGCUCUAACAGGCAGCUCUGGCUACAAGUUUGGUUGCCUGGCGAAGAUAGUCAACUACAUGAAGGUAAGGUGGACACCCACACACACACACACACAAUACAUGGAUGGUGCCAUUGACGUGGCAUUUCAAUCACAUAGCAGAUGCUCUUGUCCAGAGUGACUAACAGUAGUGAGUGCAUUCGUUGUUCAUACUGCUGGAGCCCACGAGCAUCAUGCUCUUACCAGCUGAGCUAAACAGCACCACACAUGCUACAGGAUCCUACAGUGACAUAAACACUGUAGUAAUGAUAUGUUGUCAUAAAGGUUGUUUAGUGGCGUGUGAUUGGUGUGAUUGGUGAGCUCCUCCCUCAACAGUCUAAGCCAUCAUCACCAUUAAACCACUUCCCCCUUCUCUCCUCCAAACCCUCCAUCCCGGUCUCAAGGGGUUCAUUGGGAUGUUACUUCCUGCCUCAACAGUUUGCUUCUCCCCUCCUCCUUUAGUUAGUCCAACAUGUUUCAUGUUCAGCUCUGCUCUGGGACAGUACCUCUGUCAGACUGGGUGCUUUUUCACACCAAACUAUGACUCAUCACAAUCUACAUAAUGUUCACAGAUUGUGUGUUGGUGUGCGAGCCUGUGUGUGUGUGUGUGUGUGUGUGUGCUCUAAGUCUUUUCACAGUGCUGAAGCUACCUUGUUUUGACUCAGUCGAUGCAGACAAGCUGCCGUGACACAGAUGACUUCUGUUAAGCAUCAUGUGACCAACCAAUAAUAAAAACGUCCUGGAUUCUGAGUUCCGUCCUUCUCUGUCCGGUGGUUAGACUACUACCACGUUGAAUUGAAGGAGUUUAGAAACGUUCCUCCUGGCUAUUAGACCACACCAGCCCGGGUGUUGUUCAGCUCCUAAAUGCCAUACUUGAGAAGUCAACAUUUCACUGGCGGGUCUAGUUUGUCACAAUUUCCUGCAAGCCCAAACUGAAAGCCUUUGGCUAUCAGAUUAGCUUCAUUUCACAUCCCCCUGAGUCUCACAAUAGCUCAUGUAUUUCUCUCUGUUCCUUCCUGUCCUCCAGACCAGACACCAGCGCGGAGACACUCACCACCUGACUGUGGAGGAGAUUCUAGAUGAGACCAAACUACUGGACAUCGGCAUGAAGCAGAAACAGUGGCUGAUGACUGAGGUGUGUGUUGGGACGUUCACAUGUUAUCAUGAAGCUGAAACAGUGGUUGAUGACUGAGGUGUGUGUUGGGGGCGUUCACAUGUUAUCAUGAAGCUGAAACAGUGGCUGAUGACUGAGGUGUGUGUUGGGGGCGUUCACAUGUUAUCAUGAAGCUGAAACAGUGGCUGAUGACUGAGGUGUGUGUUGGGGCGUUCACAUGUUAUCAUGAAGCAGAAACACUGGCUGAUGACUGAGGUGUGUGUUGGGGGCGUUCACAUGUUAUCAUGAAGCUGAAACAGUGGUUGAUGACUGAGGUGUGUGUUGGGGGCGUUCACAUGUUAUCAUGAAGCUGAAACAGUGGGCUGAUGACUGAGGUGUGUGUUGGGACGUUCACAUGUUAUCAUGAAGCUGAAACAGUGGGCUGAUGACUGAGGUGUGUUGGGGGCGUUCACAUGUUAUCAUGAAGCUGAAACAGUGGUUGAUGACUGAGGUGUGUGUUGGGGGUGUUCACAUGUUAUCAUGAAGCUGAAACAGUGGUUGAUGACUGAGGUGUGUGUUGGGGGUGUUCACAUGUUAUCAUGAAGCUGAAACAGUGGUUGAUGACUGAGGUGUGUGUUGGGGGUGUUCACAUGUUAUCAUGAAGCUGAAACAGUGGCUGAUGACUGAGGUGUGUGUUGGGGGCGUUCACAUGUUAUCAUGAAGCUGAAACAGUGGGCUGAUGACUGAGGUGUGUGUUGGGGGCGUUCACAUGUUAUCAUGAAGCUGAAACAGUGGCUGAUGACUGAGGUGUGUGUUGGGACGUUCACAUGUUAUCAUGAAGCUGAAACAGUGGCUGAUGACUGAGGUGUGUGUUGGGGCGUUCACAUGUUAUCAUGAAGCUGAAACAGUGGCUGAUGACUGAGGUGUGUGUUGGGGGCGUUCACAUGUUAUCAUGAAGCUGAAACAGUGGCUGAUGACUGAGGUGUGUGUUGGGGGCGUUCACAUGUUAUCAUGAAGCAGAAACAGUGGCUGAUGACUGAGGUGUGUGUUGGGGGCGUUCACAUGUUAUCAUGAAGCUGAAACAGUGGCUGAUGACUGAGGUGUGUGUUGGGGGCGUUCACAUGUUAUCAUGAAGCUGAAACAGUGGCUGAUGACUGAGGUGUGUGUUGGGGCGUUCACAUGUUAUCAUGAAGCUGAAACAGUGGCUGAUGACUGAGGUGUGUGUUGGGGCGUUCACAUGUUAUCAUGAAGCUGAAACAGUGGUUGAUGACUGAGGUGUGUGUUGGGGCGUUCACAUGUUAUCAUGAAGCUGAAACAGUGGUUGAUGACUGAGGUGUGUGUUGGGGGCGUUCACAUGUUAUCAUGAAGCUGAAACAGUGGGCUGAUGACUGAGGUGUGUGUUGGGGGCGUUCACAUGUUAUCAUGAAGCUGAAACAGUGGCUGAUGACUGAGGUGUGUGUUGGGGGCGUUCACAUGUUAUCAUGAAGCUGAAACAGUGGCUGAUGACUGAGGUGUGUGUUGGGGGCGUUCACAUGUUAUCAUGAAGCUGAAACAGUGGCUGAUGACUGAGGUGUGUGUUGGGGGCGUUCACAUGUUAUCAUGAAGCUGAAACAGUGGCUGAUGACUGAGGUGUGUGUUGGGGGCGUUCACAUGUAAUCAGAGUUAUGGGAAGUUAGGAGUUGCGAGUGGGAAAUGUCACUUCAAUGACAGUCCAAGUUGUAAUCACGAGUGGGGAACUGAGAAUGUUACCUGAGUUGUAUAAUUUCACCUCUGACCUUUCACCUUUUCAAUAGAUGAGGACAAUAACAAACUUACCAAUGUGAAUAAUGUAAAUCGUUUGACCAUAUUGUCAAUGUUAAGCAAGCUAGCUCAUUUUAUUAUUAGCAACGUUAGCUAGCUAAAAUCGUAUUGGUUGAAGAAUUGGUGUGAUUUCAACAGCAUGUGAACGGCAAUGUUUGAGUUCCCACCUCCCACAAGCACCUGCAUGCCCCAUGUGUGUCUGUGAAAGAGAGGGAGAGAGAAUCUGGUCACACAAUAAAUACAUGCAUCAGAAACAACAGUGUGCUAAAUGAUAAUGAUCAAUUCCUCCUCGUCCUUCUUCUUCCUCCUCCUCCUCCUCAUCCAAACUAUUGUCCUCAUUAUUCUUAUCAUAAAACAUAUUUUUAGAAACUAUCCUCUACCCCUCCUCUACCUAUCUAUUAUUAACAUACCAUAACUCUCUCCCCGGGCCAAUCCCUCUCUGUAUUCCCCCUCCCCCUCCUCUUCCCCGGGCCAAUCCCUCUCUGUAUUCCCCUCCCCCUCCUCUUCCCCGGGCCAAUCCCUCUCUGUAUUCCCCCUCCCCCUCCUCUUCCCCGGGCCAAUCCCUCUCUGUAUUCCCCCUCCCCCCUCCUCUUCCCCGGGCCAAUCCCUCUCUGUAUUCCCCCUCCCCCUCCUCUUCCCCGGGCCAAUCCCUCUCUGUAUUCCCCCUCCCCCUCCUCUUCCCCGGGCCAAUCCCUCUCUGUAUUCCCCCUCCCCCUCCUCUUCCCUGGGCCAAUCCCUCUCUGUAUUCCCCCUCCCCCUCCUCUUCCCUGGGCCAAUCCCUCUCUGUAUUCCCCCUCCCCCUCCUCUUCCCCGGGCCAAUCCCUCUCUGUAUUCCCCCUCCCCCUCCUCUUCCCCGGGCCAAUCCCUCUCUGUAUUCCCCCUCCCCCUCCUCUUCCCCGGGCCAAUCCCUCUCUGUAUUUCCCCUCCCCCUCUCCUUCCCUGGCCCAAUCAAUCUCAUUAUCCCCCCCCCCCCUUCUCCUCCUCUUCCCCGGGCCAAUCAAACAACAGUGUUUUGAGACCAAUGUAAAUAAAGUUGAACUAAAUGUGACUUGGCUAACCCUCUGUCCCGUCCCCCCAGGCGCUGGCCAGUAACCCUAAGAUAGAUGUGAGGGAUGGUAAAUACGCCUUCAAGCCCAAAUACCACCUGAAGGACAAGAGAGCGUUGCUCAGACUGUUGGAUAAACACGACCAGCUGGGACUGGGAGGAGUACUGUUGGAUGAUGUUGAGGAGGGGCUACCUAACUCUGCCAAGGCACUGAAGGUGUGUGAGAGGUCCCUGGGGCGGCAGGUAGCUUAGUGGUUAAGAGUGUUGUGAAGAAAUCUGUCGAUGUGCCCCUUGAGCAAGGCACUUAACCCUAAUUGCUCAUGUAAGUCGCUCUGGAUAAGAGCGUCUGCUAAAUGACUAAACAUGUAAAUGAGAGAGACAGGGGAAGACCCACACACACACACACACACACACACACACAUAUACAUAUACACACACACACAGACACACACACACACACACACACACAGACCCACACACACACACACACACACACACAGAGAGAGAGACGCUAAGGCAGGACACACACACUGAGGCAGACACAUAGACACAAAUACACACAUUACUAUUACCUGGUUUAAUCCUCACCCUCUGGUUGGCGAUGGUAUUAUUGAGUCAGACGUAGUUGACGAUAGUAUUAUUGAAUCAGACGUAGUUGGCGAUAGUAUUAUUGAGUCAGACGUAGUUGACGAUAGUAUUAUUGAGUCAGACGUAGUUGACGAUAGUAUUAUUGAGUCAGACGUAGUUGACGAUAGUAUUAUUGAGUCAGACGUAGUUGACGAUAGUAUUAUUGAAUCAGACGUAGUUGACGAUAGUAUUAUUGAAUCAGACGUAGUUGACGAUAGUAUUAUUGAAUCAGACGUAGUUGACGAUAGUAUUAUUGAGUCAGACGUAGUUGACGAUAGUAUUAUUGAGUCAGACGUAGUUGACGAUAGUAUUAUUGAAUCAGACGUAGUUGACGAUAGUAUUAUUGAAUCAGACGUAGUUGACGAUAGUAUUAUUGAAUCAGACGUAGUUGACGAUAGUAUUAUUGAAUCAGACGUAGUUGACGAUAGUAUUAUUGAGUCAGACGUAGUUGACGAUAGUAUUAUUGAAUCAGACGUAGUUGACGAUAGUAUUAUUGAAUCAGACGUAGUUGACGAUAGUAUUAUUGAGUCAGACGUAGUUGACGAUAGUAUUAUUGAAUCAGACGUAGUUGACGAUAGUAUUAUUGAAUCAGACGUAGUUGACGAUAGUAUUAUUGAGUCAGACGUAGUUGACGAUAGUAUUAUUGAAUCAGACGUAGUUGACGAUAGUAUUAUUGAGUCAGACGUAGUAACGGCCUCUGUUCCUCCCCAGGUUUUGGGAGACCAGAUCAUCUUUGUGACCAGACCAGACAAGAAGAAGAUUCUGUUCUAUAACGAUAAACACUGCCAGUUCACAGUAGACGAAGGUGAGAGCGUUGGCAUGGUUUCUCUACCUUAAUUAUUUGUUUGUGCUCGUGGUAAAUGAGAGAGUGAGAACAUUGUUAUGGUCUCUUUUGUUUAGUUCUCUGUAGAAGGUGAGAAUAUAAUGUGAAUUAGAACUAGAGCGUUGGUAUGGUCUCUCCCUUAAUUUAGUUUGUGGUGGUUGAAGAUGAGAGCAUCUGUAUAGUUUCUCCCCAUUUUAAAUCUCUGUUGAAAAGCUGAGCAUUGGUAGGGUUUCUCUCCUGUCUUCCAACGUAGAAUGUGAAAGUGUUGGUACAUUUCUCCCUUCAUUAUCAGUUUGCAGUAGAUGCAGAUGAGAGCGUUGGUAAGGUCUCUCUCCCUUAUUUCAAUUCAAUUAGCUUUAUUGGCAUGAAAUACAUUCUGUAAAUAUCGCCAAAGCUUUUCAAAAAACUGUUUUUAUAAGUCUAAAGUAAUAAAGUCUAAGGUAAUAAAGCCUAAAGUACAACUGCAUAAAGUCACUUAGUUCUCUGUAGGAAGUGUGAGCACUGGUACGGUUUCUCUCCCUUUGCUUAGUCGAAUUUCAUUCUUUGAAUAGAAAUGGUCGUCCAGAGGUUAGAGUUAUGAGCUCAUGCUCCUCCUGGUUAGAUCCACACAGUUUAGAUAUAUAGUACUCAGAACUUUGUAUCCAGACAUAUAAUCAUGCAUUCAGUAGCUCAGAUUGGUAUCCAGACAUUAAUCAUGUCAUUCAGUACUGAACUUGUAGUCAGACAUAAUCAUGUCAUCAGUAGUCAGAACUUUGUAGCAAAUUAUCAUGUCAUUCAGUAUCAGAACUUAGUCAGAAUGAAUCAUGUCAUCAGAACUUAGUCCAGACCAAUAAUCAUGUAUUCCAGAACUUUGUGUCCGACUAUAACAUGCUCUGUCAGAACUUGUGCUCAAAAUAACAUGUCAUUCCAUCAGUUUGUAGCCAGACUUAUAAUAUGUCAUCAGAACUUUGUAGUCCAGACAUAUAAUCAUGUCAUUCAGUACUCAGAACUUUGUAGUCCAGACAUAUAAUCAUGUCAUUCAGUAGUCAGAACUUUGUAGUCCAGAUAUAUAAUCAUGUCAUUCAGUACUCAGAACUUUGUAGUCCAGACAUAUAAUCAUGUCAUUCAGUACUCAGAACUUUGUAGUCCAGACAUAUCAAUCAGGUCCAUUCAGUACUCAGAACUUUGUAGUCAGACCUAUAAUCAAAGUCAUUCAGUACUCCGAAUUGUAAGUUCCAGACAUAUAAUCAUGUCAUUUAGUACUCAGAACUUUGUAGUCCAGACAUAUAAUCAUGUCAUUCUGAUUUUUUAUUUGAUGUUUGUUUUGCUUUUUUAGCGUCUUGAAAUGUGUUUACUUGUAUGUACUGCAAUUCAUAUUUUAUCUGCCAAGUACGACCUACUUGUAAAAAUGUAAUUACUACUACUAUUGUCCUACCUGAGCUAAUGGUAUCCUGUCUGUGUUUCCUGGUCUGCCGUCCACAGAGUUCACCAAGCUGUGGCGUAGCAUCCCAGUGGACUCUAUGGAUGAAGAGAAGAUUGAGGACUAUCUGAAGAGACAGGGCAUCUCGUCCAUGCAGGAGACUGGACCAAAGAAAGUCGUAAGUCUCUCUCUCUACCUCUUUCCAUCUCUCUCUCUACCUCUCUCUCUCUCUCUCUACCUCUCUCUCUCUAUUUCUGUCUCUCUAUCACAUAGCUGGGACGAUAAGCCGAAAAUUUUCGUGACGACCAAACAGAACAGAUAUCGAGGACAUAUGGAUAAUUAUCCUUUACUAGAGGAAUGUGAUGUUUGGUCGUUUGGCUACUAAUAUGGGCUAUUUGUUAACGAGACAGUUGCUAAGCUACAACAUUCAAACUAGAAGUAGUAGGUUGAAAGGUCAUAUAUAAAGUAAUUGAGGGGCACAUUCAUGUUAUAAACUUCUAUUUAUCGUGAUAAUUCAGUCAAUUUAUGGUGAUAUGGAUUUUUGUCUGUAUCUCCUAGCUCUAUCACUCUCUCUCCAUCUAUCUUAUCCUAUCACUCUCCAUCUAUCUCUCUCUCCAUAUUUCUCAGCUUGUCUCUCUCCUCUCCUCCCUCUCUGAUACCUCUGUCAUCCUCCCCUCCCUCUCUGAUACCUCUGUCAUCCUCUCCUCCCUCUCUGAUACCUCUGUCAUCCUCUCCUCCCUCUCUGAUACCUCUGUCAUCCUCUCCUCCCUCUCUGAUAACUCUGUCAUCCUCUCCUCCCCUCCCUCUCUGAUACCUCUGUCAAUCCUCUCUCCCCCUCUCUGAUACCUCUGUCAUCCCUCACCCCCUCUCUGAUACCUCUGUCAUCCUCUCCUCCCUCUCUGAUACCUCUGUCAUCCUCCCCCUCCCUCUUGGAUACCUCUGUCAUCCUCCACUCCCUCUCUGAUACCUCUGUCCAUCCUCCCCUCCCUCUCUGAUUACCUCUGUCAUCCUCUCCUCACCCUCUGAUACCUAUGUCAUCCUCUACUCCCUCUCUGAUACCUCUGUCAUCCUCCCCUCCCUCUCUGAUACCUCUGUCAUCCUCCCCUCCCUCUCUGAUACCUCUGUCAUCCUCCCCUCCCUCUCUGAUACCUCUGUCAUACUCUCCUCCCUCUCUGAUACCUCUGUCAUCCUCCCCUCCCUCUCUGAUACCUCUGUCAUCAUAUCCUCUCCUCCCUCUCUGAUUCCUCUGUCAUCCUCAUACUGAGUACUGACACACUGCUUCAUGCAUAUCACAUAACUUAUCUGUGAUUGGUUGUUUCUACAAUAAACCGGUCUGUCAUUGGCUGUUUUGUUGGUGUUGCUACAGUUACCAAUCAAGAGGAAGAAGCCAGGUGGACAGAAGAAGAGACGCUUCAAGACUCACAAUGACCAUCUGGCCGGAGUACUGGAGGACUACUCAGAGGGCGUACCCGCUAAGAAGUGAUGCCACUUCCUCUUUCCUGGCCCAGUAAGAGAGGGGUGACCUGGGAGUUGUAGUUUUUGUAGUUUGUUUUUCCGGAAAUAAACUUUUUUUCUGGGUCUCGCCAAAACUACAAUGAAGAUGAGACUGUCGGUGUCUCAAUUAUCUUGCUUCCUUUCCUUGUCCUUUCCUUGUCCUUUCUGCCCUGAUAAAGGAGAGGAGAUGAGGAAAGGAAGCCAUUUUGGAACAUUGAGACACAAGAUGGCUGACAGAAGUGAAGUCCUUGCCAAACACAUUAACCUAAAGAGGCACUUGCUGUCAUUUAUGAUAAUACUGUACCAUUUGGUUCUGAGCAGUAAUACAAAAGGUGAACGGCUUAGGGUAGCAAAAAUUCCGGUAACUUUCCCAGAAUUCACAGGUUUUCCAGAAAUCCCAGUUGGAAUAUUCCUGUAAUGACAAAUUCCCUGGAAUCUGGUAAUACUCCAACGGGGAUGUCUGGAAAACAUUGGGAAUUUCGGGAAAGGUACCGGAAAUGUGUAACCCUAGAAUGGGGCUGUAUGUGUAAAUAUCUUCUUUAUUUUGUCUGGCACACCAUGUGUGUGAAAAAGUGUUUUAAAUAAUAGCUGUCGUAUGAUCUGCUGUGGUUGUUCCCUAUAUUCAUUUACAACAGUGGUCACCAAUGGCAACCCUGGUCCUGGAGAAAUACAGGUUGUGCAGGGUUUUGCUCCAGACCUGCACAAACACUCCUGAUUCAGCUAAAGAACUCGUAGAAUCUGCAAUGUUUACUCAAGACAAACACUAGCCUGGUCCCAGAUCUUUGUGCUAUCAUUCCAAAACGACAUGACAAGGAGUUGACAUAAUAGCAGAUUUGGGACCAGCGCUAGACAAACACCCCACUCCCAUAGAAACUCUUCGUGCCGGCAUACCUAUAUACUACUCAGCUAAUAAACUGUUCAUCAAGACUUUUUGAUUAGGUGAAUCGGGUGUGUUAGUGCAGGGCUAGAACAAAAGCCUACACAUCCUGUAGCUCUCUAGUUCCUGGUUUGUUGGUGACCGCUGGCCUCUGAGCUUUCUUCAUUACUGAGCGUGUUACACACAGGACCUUUUCCUGAGGCCUCUCUGACGGACACACAAUAAAGUCAUAGACAACACGCUGUACCGUUUCUUCUUCAUGACAUAAGGCCUGGAUUCAAUCUGAUUGUUGCCCGCUUAACAUUUGGUUGGAUGAAAGCUCAGUGG
Messenger RNA from Coregonus sp. 'balchen', 11117 nucleotides. The record is from the annotation of a GenBank genome assembly. NCBI's taxonomy places the organism in Eukaryota, Metazoa, Chordata, Actinopteri, Salmoniformes, Salmonidae.